AUGCGCUCGACGGCCGCGCGUUCAAAUCGAUCGUCCGUACAUCACCUCAAGUCAUCCUCGAUCCCAAGCCCAUCGACAACGUCGUCUACUUAUCAUCAUCAACAGCAGCAGCAACAGCAAAUUCUAUAUGCUCCCGUCAGUAGUCCAAUGGUGACUCUUCAACCAUGCGGAACAGCACUCCAUCCUUCAUGCGUUUAUCCAACCGUUCAGUCUCACAUUAUUUCACCGAAUUCCACCCAUUUACAACUUCAAGGUAAAAGCAACCGAUGGCACGCCAAGAACAAACCGUCUCUCGGUCAACAGUACUGUCAACAGCAGCCACAGCAACAGCAACUCUCGUACAAUCCAAAACCUGUAGUACUUUUCGACCAGCCGCCCACCAGCGUUGCAUCAAUCCCUCCGUCGACCACAUCCUUUCUAGUAGCAUCAUCCACGUUUACCCAUGCUGGACCAUUGCACAACGAGCAUUACAGUAACAAUUCUGGAGUGACGCAUCUGUUACCGCAGCCCUUCAAUUUUAAGCCGCCCGAUAUGCAGACCCUCUGUCUCGUCCAAGAUCGACAGAACAUUCAGCAACAGCAACAGCACCCGAUGCAGAAUUCCUAUUAUAAUAUCUCGGCCACAAAUACUUGUAGUCUGCAAACUGUCAACGCCAACUCGUCGACUUUCCCGCUUGCCAGCCUCAAUCCUUACACCAGCCUAGGUGGUAGCUUCAACAAUAAUCAAUUUCCAGUAACGGUGCAGUCAUCUCCACUCUUCUCGAAUCCGCCUGUUGGUUUAAUGCUUGCACCACCAAGAGGAGACAAGCCUUCGUCCACAUUAGAUUUCACACCGUUUAAGCAUAACGCGGACACAUCGAGCGCCUGCGAGUCUCAAGUCGUUCCAACCGGUCAGAACGAGAAUGGCUGGCCUUCCCAGACUGAGACGUUUUCUAAGAAUGACGCGCAAACUGUCACGGGAAAUAACAGGAGCCUCGAGUCCACCGAGUGUGCUUUGCAGAAAUCUCUCUCUGUCGUCGCGAAGACAGAUGAGGAACAUUACUCUGACGAGUCUUCGAAUAGCUUUGACUUUACUAUUGAAGCCGAGAAAAUGGUCUCCGCUCUGUGUAACACGACGUCUUCGAACGAUUUAGGCAAGGAGGAAACGAGGCCUGGCAACAAGAUUGAUUCUACGUUGUUCAAUGGUGCAGGCGACAAUAUGUCUAACAAGACAAACUGGUUUAUAGAUUUCUGCUCCGAGUACGAAAACAAAAUGUCAAUAGGCGUUCAAACGGACGAUCCGAGCGUGGACAGAUCGCAGUAUCCAGAGCUGAUUCGAAAAACGGCUUACUGGGGAUGCACACUGGCUGAAAGUGUUCUCGAGUCGGAAGAUUCGCAAACGGAUUUCAAACGGACCUGGUUAACUUGUCUGUCAUCUGCCACCAGAACGGCAAUCACAAAAUCCUCGACAUGCAUCCCGGUCUUUGCGGGGGAUCGAGUUUUUGCCGACGAUCUCAUAAACGCUCUUCUACGCAUUAGCAAUGGAUGGCUGAGCCUUGAUAACUAUCUGAACAAACAGCAUUUUCCCAAUUUAUUGGACAGAUUGGAUCCUGAGUUGAUUGCGUGCUUUCAAACGUGGGAAGAGAGCACGUGCGAAUUACUGAAGCAAAUAGUGCGAACCUUCCAGAAGUUUGGAGAAAACAAAGAGAUGAUGGACCAGAAACGCAAUGUGACAUCGUCAUUUCCAGGCGACGUGUCGCUUUAUACGACCUACAAUCUUUUCGUUCCGUUGCCUUCGAAUUCUCUUUCUCAACAACGUCUUGAAAAAUCUUCUUCGUUAGAAAAACCGUGCAGCGCGAUAUCGGCAUCGUUACCAACCAGCAGUCUGCGUAAUAUUCAAUAUAACUCCAACUGUCAGCAGGAACAACAAUCGAUGAAUCUUAAAGAAAGUAAAUUACGGAGCAAGUGGACGAUUACGGAGAAUUUAUCGUCCAUGAUUAACAGCACAAAAUCCAUGCCGAACGUCUCGGUGUGUCCCUCCGACAGUCUCGGAAGUCAUAAACUUCGCACCAAAAAUGCAUCAUCUUCCAAGAAAUUUGACUUCACUCGGAAAUCGCUGAACGCCGAAUUCUGCCAGCUGAAAAACAAAGUAAUGGAAAGCAGCGCGGACGCAACGAAGGAUAAACGACAGGAUUACACGCCGGAAGAUAAGCUUACGACAUUGCUCGAUAAUACCGAAUCCAUCCGACUACAACAUCCAGCGUCAAAUACUCCUAUAAGCUACAGCGGACUGUAUGCGCGGAAUUGUUUAUCCUUCACGUUUCCUUUAUCUGGCCAUUCAGAUUCUUCGUAUUCUACUCCCAACACGGGAAUUCCAACGUAUAGAGUCAGUUAUCCCUCUUUGGGGCCUUAUCCUAGUACCGAUAUCAAUUCGAAAAGCAACAGUAACACCGAGCAGAUUUAUGGAGUUAAAACCGCGAAUGUCAAUCCAGUUUAUGUGAAAUCGCAAACUGAGCAACUAGAACUCCCAGCCGUGCCUAGAAAUAAGGUGACCCUGCUCAGUCAGAUCGAGCCACGGACAUUCGAUAAGGAGUCCGAGGAAAUGGCAGCCAACUUGUCGGCCUGGUUCGCCAGCAUGCGAAACGCACAGCCUCCAGCGACCGCCUCGACCUUCGAGGAGCCAAGGACGAGCUCGGCGCCGCGAUUAUUCGUUCAAGAGAUGCCCAAGUACUCGAUGAUUAUAGCCAAGCAACCGCAGUUUGACGCGAACCGGCAGUUCCAGGCGUUGCAAAAUCUGCCGAAUAUCCAGAGCACACCUUGGGCCGCUAGCAACUUCAUCGACAAUCGUUUCCACGUGCAACAAGCGCCCGAAGAGUACGACAGUUCUGAAGACGUGCGUGUGUACAUGAAACCGGGCAGCUACAACGUACCGAAGAAGAGACAUCAGAGAAAACCCAAUCGUCGAUCGAGCAACAGCGCAUCUCGCAACGUACACGCGAGCAGUCAUCACAACGUAUGCGGUAAUAAUGGAAAGAGUGUACCGAUACCAGCAUCAUCGACGCCUCUAUCUCAUGCGAACGUGACAACCUUGUCCACCAACAUCGGCAAUACCACGCUGAUCAAGACUUCGUUCCCGCCAGCUUCGCAAUUACCCGUGCCUCUCUUCAAGCUUGAGAGUUCACCUAGGAUCUUAAAACGCACAGAAUCUCUGUCGCAGGACACUCGUCAGGAUGUCACCUGGAAAGCGGCGUGUGCCUCGGCUGAGAUACUUCUUGAAGCCCUUAACGUAAAGGACUGUGGUAAUAUGUCUAAAAACGUCGAUUGCAACGUCGAUAGUAACAGCGAGAAGGAAGAUAAGAACGAAGAUCCUGCUGAAACAUUAACAAUCGUAUCCCAGAAGAGCGAUCCGAAAUCAUUGAUGCAUGAUACCGCUGACUGUGCGUCGUCCUAUGAAGCAUCAGAGGAUGAUUCAGAAUCCACGUGCAGACUAUCGCCUAGCAUGAGUGUAAUAUCGGUGUCUCAAUCGCGCGAGGAUGAGAAUGGUAGUAUCAAGACCAACGUGAAAACGGAUUCCUGGCUGAUCAGGACUCUCAAUAACGCGAGCAUCAUCGGCAAGCAGAAGCGACAGAAGGACGACGUAGAUCGACAAAGUUCAGAGUCUUCGAAUAGCUCGGAAAUUGACGUAAAACCGUAUCAGCUCGCAUCGUCGUUAACCGCUCAAGCAGAGAUAAAGACUCGUGCGACAAUCGUCGAUAGCGAAUAUCCAGCGAUCUUCUCUUGUGAGCAUGUUUCUACUUCUUUCGCGAAGAACGACAAAACGUCGACAAAAGAAUUGGAAAGUCACGUUGGAAGAGCCACGUAUUCUGAAACAGUACGAAGAUCCAUGAAAACAAACAACCUGCACCUUGAAAAGAAAGAGCCGCUCAAGUCGUGCGCGACCAAUUCAAUGGUAACCACCGUAAUACCAAUUCCUGGCCGCAAGUGUCAGAGGAAAGACCCCGUACAAUCCUAUCAACUUUUAUACAAAUCACGAAAAUCAGCCGACAAGAAAAGAAUGAAAAAUGCGGAUAGCAACGAUCUGCAACUGGAGGAGGGAUCGUGCAUGAAAGUCAAUGCUGUCAGGGUAAACAAUAUGUCAACUAUCAUGAAAACGAAUCAUGGGAAGAAGAAGAACUUGGAACAUUUGGAAGGCAAGAAAUCGGGUGAUCGUGGCUGGACAGUGUGGUGCAGUUCCAAAAGAAAACAGAGCCUCAGUCCUUUGAUAUUCAAUAAAUUAGAAACGAUUCAUCGAACUAUCUGGCAGAUGGACGAGGCGAAGAUUAUCAAAUAUACACUCUCGUAUGACAACAAGGACGACGGCCAGUCUUUAUCCGCAUUAAUAAUGGAAGAUCACUGCAACAUCCUUAAGAGCCCGAUGUUUCUCGAGAUUAUCGAGUACAAGUUGAAGAAUCGAAUUUACCAUAAAGUCGAACACGCUGUACAAGAUUUCCGUCGCAUUAUUAACAACGCGAAAUUACAUCAUCAGCAUGAUGAUGAACGAACGAAAAAGAUUGAGGUGCUCUCAAAGAAAUUGGAGGAUUUAGUCGAAGAACAUUUCGGCAAUUUGGAAUUUGACAGUAUUACCAACAGUCCGGGAGAAGAUUCAUCUAUGCAACUGCGAUUUAAGACAUCUGGACAGAAAUUGAUCGCCGGACGCUACGAUAGCACGAAGAAAAAUAUAUCGAUCAUCGCGGAGGAUUCUUCGCUCUACUGACUGUUGCUUCUCGUCGAAAUAAAAACUCUAAAUUAAAUUAUUGCAACAAAGCUAUUAGCGAAAGUAACGUUCUUUACGGAACAUUGUGCAUAAGAACUUCUAGUCACGAAUCAUUUUGUACGGUUAAUGAUGUAGGUGUUUUCUUUUUUCCAUUCUCGAAUAUCGGAAUCGCUGUCCGGUGGCUAUAAACUACUCGUUGAAUUUUUCUGUCUCCGAAUAAUUUUAUUAACUAUGGAAAAUGCGCGUGUGUUCUGUCUGCUGACAAUAAUCUCAAUUUCGUAACGAUAUGUUUUAGUAAAGAAAGAAAAACUGUAUUAAAU
Messenger RNA from Cyphomyrmex costatus, 5051 nucleotides. RefSeq lists its product as uncharacterized. The transcript has 5 exons. The record is from RefSeq and is a predicted model, not a curated record. Bases 1 to 4731 code for a protein of 1576 amino acids. NCBI's taxonomy places the organism in Eukaryota, Metazoa, Arthropoda, Insecta, Hymenoptera, Formicidae. Gene Ontology annotation, molecular function: protein binding.